Molecule: messenger RNA, 1344 nt
Organism: Pleurotus ostreatus (oyster mushroom)
Lineage: Eukaryota; Fungi; Basidiomycota; Agaricomycetes; Agaricales; Pleurotaceae
Exons: 10
Coding region: 1-1344 (447 amino acids)
Biological process (GO): secondary metabolite biosynthetic process
Molecular function (GO): FAD binding
Source: RefSeq, a predicted model, not a curated record
AUGCAAGUGGAAAAGCGGCUGCGAGUAGCGAUCUGUGGAGCUGGUAUCGGAGGCCUUACAUGCGCGUUGGGGCUCGCGAGAUAUCCCGAUAUCGAGACCACUGUCUACGAAAGCUCUGCUAAUCUUACUGAAGUCGGGGCUGGGAUAGGUUUAUGGCCUCGACCUUGGAAGGUUAUCCGGCAACUUGGUCUAGAGCAAGACCUACUCAAAGUCGCUCAGAAAAUUCCACCGGACGAGCUGGUCGCGACCUUCGAACUUCGUAGGGGUGAUAUCAAGCAAAGCCAAUGUCCCUAUCGUUUGGUGACAAAAGGACCACUGAGGACGUUUCACCGUGCAGCCUUCCAGCAGGUCCUUGUCCAGAAAUUCGUGAAAACUGGGCAGAUACAAUACUCGAAACGACUCCGAGGGUACCGUUCCCUCGAGGCGCCGUCUCGCAAAAUCGAGCUUGUCUUCGAAGACGGAUCCCUUGCGUUCUGCGACGUGCUCAUCGGUGCAGAUGGGGUGAAGUCAGCAGUGCGUGCGACGAUGCUCACGGCAGAGGCUAAGCUCCUUUCGUCGAACGGCCAUUCGGCGGAGGCCAAUGAACUCCUGGGAUGCAUUCGACCUUCUUGGAGUGGCCAGAUCGUCUACCGUGCUGUCUUUGCAACCGAAGCUCUUCGAAUGCGAUCACCGCACCACAGAGCAAUCCAUCAGGCAACAAUGUACUUGGGAAAAGAUUCUUUUAUCAUCGCCUACCCUCUGGCUCAAAAUAAACUCAUCAAUUUUGGUGCGUUCGUCAUGAGGCACGAUUUGGAGAACACGGAAUACGACGGACCUUGGGUGGAGAAAUCAAGCAAAGACGACAUUUUGGUUCGCUUUGCAGCGUGGGAGCAAGAGGCUAAAGAUUUGAUCGAUUGUAUAGAUACUUUAAGCAAGUGGGCUAUCCACUGCGUGCGGCCUAUACCGACGUAUGUUGGUGGUCGAGUGGCUUUAUUAGGGGACGCAGCCCAUGCAAUGACACCACAUCAGGGAUCCGGAGCCGGUCAAGCAAUUGAGGAUGGGUUCAUGUUGUCUUCACUGCUCGGGAGCUCGUACACGACGAGGGAGACGGUAUCUGAAGCGCUCCGUAUAUAUGAUACCAUACGAAGACCGUUCUCGCAAGACGUCGCUCGAAGAUCCAGAAUUAAUGGCCGGUAUUUAUCUUUCGCGGGUCCUGAAGCUGGCAACUGUGGCGAAGACGAAGUCCUUGAAGUAUCGGAGCUAGGUGAAGCGAUCACUAAGAACUGGGAAUGGGCCUGGAUAUCCACGGUGGAUGAUACGGUAGAUGAUGCUCUCACGAUGCUCUUUGAGUCUUGUAGGAAGUAA